AUGAUGCAGCCUCAACCCUUUUUCCCAAAUGCCAAGGGCUCGGCAUCUGGGCGCCUUGGCGAAGCGCAACUGCAAACAGCACCUGUUUCCUCCGCUGCCAUGGCCCUCCCUGGUCCUUCCGCUGCUCCUCCGUCCUAUAAGUCUCCCUUUCCGCCCUUACCCUCUCACCGAAUGGGAUACUGGUCACCUAUCCGCACGCACUCAAUCAUGUCGCCGCCGGAGAUGUCAUAUAGUCCUGCCUAUCACCAGGCCCAAGGCCCCGUCGUUACUAUACCCCCUCCCUUGAUCCACUCGGGACGCCCUGAAUUAUCACAUCCAAAGCCGCUGCGCUCCUCAGAGUGGAUGGUUCACGACGUGAGCCCCCGCACCUCCGGCCCGCGGGGAUCACACGCUCACUCUCCACAGACGUCUCGGCGUGCCUCUCGUGUAGGGGACGAGGUUGUCCAGCCGGUUCCCGUUGCCAACGGCUCUAAGGAGGGACGUUCCCGGGGGAGUUGGCAGCCUUCGUUGAUGUCGGGGGAGCAAACUCGUGUUCCGAAGCGAGGAAACGUUCCUGAUGCUACGUCUAGUGAUGGUGGCCAGGAUGCGCUGCUGAUGCUGUUCCGGUUAUCUGUUCCGGUUCCACUCUUCUCCUUCGCUGCCUGCAUAUACACCUUCUUCGCAAUCAUCUUCGCCAUACUGAUCGCGCCUCUCCGUCUUUGUUCUGUAUCUCCAUACCUCCGAAAGACCUCCUUCCGGACCCAACUAUGCGACCUCCUUUCUCCAGUCCUUCACAUCCAUGAACGACUCGUCUGCAUGCCCCCACCUACUUCCAACCGCUCUUCCUCCACACAAUGGAUUCACUCCGACCCAGACAGUGAAGAACCCGUCCCGGUCGUCGAUUCCAGCGUCUUAUAUUCCGUCGGCAUGUCAAUAAUCGUCUUGACCCUCUCCCCCUUCUUCAGCAUCGCUAUCCUUCUUUUCGCCUGGACAGCCGCCGCAUUCUGGGUCUUUGCCAUGGUCAUGGGAAACCCAGAUGGCACAGAGCGGAACGAUGAUGGUCGUGCCGCCGUUCUGGGUGUGUGCAAAUGGUGGCGGACGUGGUUGGGCAAAUCCCGACCUUCUCCAUGA
This is a messenger RNA of Penicillium longicatenatum, 1110 nucleotides long. RefSeq lists its product as uncharacterized. The record is from RefSeq and is a predicted model, not a curated record. Lineage: Eukaryota; Fungi; Ascomycota; Eurotiomycetes; Eurotiales; Aspergillaceae. Bases 1 to 1110 code for a protein of 369 amino acids. The transcript has 3 exons.